UAACUCAUCCCCCCCAAGGCACAAGUUGCCCGUUAAGUAUAAAUCCCAGAGGAGAACUGGCCCACUGCAUAAUCCUUCUUCAGGAGUCUCAGAAGACACACAUUCAACGAUGACCUUCCUUCGCUCAGCAUUUGUGGUCGCCAUUGUUAUGGCUGUGGUCUGCUCAUCCCUGGCACUCCCUGGGGGAUUAGGCUACGGAUUAGGUGGAUUCGGUGGAGGAUUGGGCCAUGGAUUGGGUGGUGGAUUUGGCGGAGUCACAGUAGUCCGUGACGCAUUAGCUUUAUCAAACCUGAGUCUAAUUGUCUUCUUCCGCCAUCUCAUAGACCCGUGGUAAGCAGAGUUGUUACCGUUAGCAAGGGAAUCGGACACGGUGGAUUCGGAGGACUUGGAGGAUUUGGAGGACUUGGAGGAUUUGGAGGACUUGGAGGAGUGCGUUAUGGUGGCUAUGGAUGGUAACAUUUCCCAAUAGCCGACGAAUAAAAAUUUAAUUUAAAAAAUCAAAUAGUAA
Molecule: messenger RNA, 508 nt
Organism: Macrobrachium nipponense
Lineage: Eukaryota; Metazoa; Arthropoda; Malacostraca; Decapoda; Palaemonidae
Exons: 3
Coding region: 110-334 (74 amino acids)
Source: RefSeq, a predicted model, not a curated record